Alternaria arborescens is the source of this 498-nucleotide messenger RNA. RefSeq lists its product as hypothetical. Gene Ontology annotation, cellular component: cytosol; endoplasmic reticulum. Bases 1 to 498 code for a protein of 165 amino acids. The transcript has 2 exons. The record is from RefSeq and is a predicted model, not a curated record. Lineage: Eukaryota; Fungi; Ascomycota; Dothideomycetes; Pleosporales; Pleosporaceae.
AUGGCUUCAUCGGCUUCAAAGCGCCUUUUCAAGGAGUAUCGUAUGCUCUCCAACGACCCGCCAGAGGGCAUCACUGCCGGCCCGGUCAGAGAAGACGACAUGUUCAUCUGGGAAGCGCUGAUCCAAGGACCGGAAGGCACACCCUUUGAAGGCGGCGUCUUCCCCGCAGAGUUACGGUUCCCGAAAGACUACCCACUCGCGCCACCAAAGAUGAAGUUUGUGACGGAGAUGUGGCAUCCAAAUGUAUACCCCAACGGCGAAGUUUGUAUAUCGAUCCUCCACGCGCCUGGCGAAGACCCCAUGCACUACGAACAAGCCUCCGAGCGGUGGUCACCCAUACAAAGCGUCGAGAAGAUCUUGAUUAGCGUCAUGAGCAUGUUGGCAGAGCCGAACGAUGAGAGUCCAGCGAACGUGGACGCGGCGCGAAUGUGGAGGGAGAAGAGGGAGGAGUACGAGAAGAUUGUGCGGACGAAUGUCAGGAAGAGUCUGGGGCUGUAG